ACCCUUCAUCGUUUAUGUUCUAAAUUCGAUCCCCUCUCUUCUCUUGCAGAAACAAAAAAUAAUACCUAAAAAUACUUAAAAUGAAUGAAGCAACUUUAUAUUAUGAUUCAUCAAAUCUGUCUCAUCAUCAAUAUUUAUACCCUCGAACAUCAAGCUACUCGAGUCUCAUACCUUGCUUAACAGAUAUCUGGGGUGUCUUGCCGUUAAAAGUUGACGAUUCUGAAGAUAUGGUCAUUUACAACUUCCUUCGUGAUGCUGUUUCCUCUGGUUGGUCUCCGUUAGAUUUCACCGCCACCGCAACAACAACGACCGUUAAAGCCGAGCCCAGGGAAGACUUAGAGCUGCAUGGUCCGGUUUUAGAAAAUAAACCGGUUCAAGAAACUGCUUCAGGUUCAUAUUUUGAGAGUAAAAAAAAUAUUGAAUUUGUGAAAAAGCAAAACAAGAAAGUGCUCGUAAAAGGAAGGCAUUAUAGAGGAGUAAGGCAGCGGCCGUGGGGGAAGUUUGCGGCGGAGAUACGUGAUCCGGCGAAGAAUGGGGCCAGAGUAUGGCUUGGUACGUACGAGACAGCUGAGGAAGCUGCUUUGGCUUACGAUAGAGCGGCUUUUAGAAUGCGCGGCUCAAGAGCUCUAUUAAAUUUUCCAGAUAAGAUUGGCUCGAAUGAGCCUGACCCGGUUAGAAUCACGGCUAAACGUCGAGAGUCUGAUAUGGCUGUGGUGGCUCUGGGCAGCGGCUCGGCUAAAAGAAGAAAAAACUUAGCGGCUGCUGAAGCUGAUAAAGAGUCGGACAGGGAGAGUGGAUGCAGUAGUGGUGGAACUGUUGUGUUUCCGGUUAGGGUUAAAAUUGAGACGAUGCCAGCUGGCGAAGAACUAUUGGUUAGUUAGUUUUAUGUCUUUAGGGAUUGACUUGUAGUCGGCAAGGGCAUGUUUGGAAUUGUGUAAUGUGUGUAUAGAAUGAGAUUUUAGUAAGUUUAUUUAUUGAUGAUCAGUGUAACUAUCUAAACAAAGGUCAAUGAUACAGCAUGCUAAUGAGAUCAUUAAAUCGA
Molecule: messenger RNA, 1042 nt
Organism: Mercurialis annua (annual mercury)
Lineage: Eukaryota; Viridiplantae; Streptophyta; Magnoliopsida; Malpighiales; Euphorbiaceae
Product: ethylene-responsive transcription factor 2-like
Exons: 1
Coding region: 81-881 (266 amino acids)
Biological process (GO): ethylene-activated signaling pathway; regulation of DNA-templated transcription
Molecular function (GO): DNA-binding transcription factor activity; DNA binding
Source: RefSeq, a predicted model, not a curated record